Trachymyrmex cornetzi is the source of this 947-nucleotide messenger RNA. RefSeq names its product 15-hydroxyprostaglandin dehydrogenase [NAD(+)]. Gene Ontology annotation, molecular function: oxidoreductase activity, acting on the CH-OH group of donors, NAD or NADP as acceptor. The record is from RefSeq and is a predicted model, not a curated record. Gene Ontology annotation, cellular component: cytoplasm. The transcript has 2 exons. Lineage: Eukaryota; Metazoa; Arthropoda; Insecta; Hymenoptera; Formicidae. Bases 113 to 907 code for a protein of 264 amino acids.
UAGGUGGAUUCUAUAUAUAUUAUAUAUAUAAACAGUGUAUUGCGAUUCGCUAAAGAAUCUCACACCUUGCUACAAUAUCUCACGUUAUCGAAGUCUUCAAGAAAUCAGUAUAAUGUACGACGUACGUAAUAAAACUGUAAUGAUCACUGGAGCAGCUGGCGGAUUAGGAUAUAAGUUCGUCGAAAUACUACUUCGCAAUGGUGCAAAAAGCAUUGCUAUGAUCGAUCUAUCAACAUCAAACGGUCAGAAUGCGGCGGUUACUUUGGAGAACGAAUUUGGAAAGGGCCGUGUCGUUUUCGUUGCCUGCGACGUGACAAAGGCCGAUGAUUUAGAGAAGACGUUCAAGAAGAUUGUUGAUACAUUCAAAGGACUUGAUAUUCUUAUCAACAAUGCCGCUAUAUUUAACGAUAACUAUUGGGAAAAAACGAUCGAUGUUAAUGUUAAGGCACUAAUUCGCAACUCUAUGAUGGCAUUCGACUAUAUGGGGAAGCAUAAAGGCGGCAAGGGUGGUGUAAUAGUGAACAUUUCAUCCAUGGCUGCAUUAGAGCCAGGUUAUUUUUUGCCAAUAUACACCGCUUCGAAAUGUGCCGUUCUAGGAUUCAGCCAAUCUCUGGCAAGUAUGUACGACAAUACUGGAGUGCGAGUUAUUAUCAUGUGUCCGGGUGCUACAGCAACACCAUUAAUCACAAACAUCAGCAAUAAGAUUUAUGACUCCAUUCGCCCUAUACGAACCGAUGAGAUCGUUGCUAUGGAGAACAUGCCGAAACAGACACCUGAUAACGUAGCACUUGCGGUGUUAAAUCUGAUUCAACAGGGUAAAAACGGAGUGACUUGGAUCAGCGAAAGUGACCAACCGCCAUGCGCCAUAGACUUUCCCCAUUAUUCCAAGCGAUGUAUGCCUGUAUAAGUUAUUUUACUUAUUUUACUUUAUUUUGAUCAAUUUACAU